AUGGCUACAGCCAGCCUCGGAGACGAUGUCUUCCGAGAAGACACAACGACCAGUUCGUUCGAAGCUCAUAUCGCGACUCUAUGUGGCCAUGAAUCAGGUGCAUUCGUCAUCACUGGGACUAUGGCAAAUCAAUUAGCUAUCCGGACAUUGUUGACCCAGCCUCCCUACGCUGUUCUGGCCGAUUCACGCGCACAUAUUAUUCACUUCGAAGGCGGCAGUGUCGGAAUGAGCGGUGCUUCUGUCCAGGAGGUCCGGCCCACAAAUGGAAGAUAUAUGACACUGGAGGAUAUAAUGGCACGCGCAAUUCUCACAGACGAUGUUCACAAGUGCCCGACCCGGGUUAUUAGCAUUGAAAACACCACUGGGGGCAGCAUCGUCCCUCUGGCGGAGAUGCGGCGGAUCAGCCAAUGGGCUCAUGACCACAACAUUAAGUUGCACCUUGACGGUGCUCGACUCUGGGAAGCCGUAGCAGCCAGAGCUGGGAGCCUUCACGACUAUUGCAGUCUUUGCGAUUUAGUGAGUUUGGAUUUCAGUAAGAACUUAGGGGCGCCUGUGGGCGCCAUGGUCCUGGGCUCAUCACGGUUGAUUGCGCAGCUGCGCCGAAUCAGGAAGAGUAUCGGAGGAGGAAUGAGACAGUCGGGGCCACUGGCAGCUGCAGCGCGGUUUGGGAUCGAGGAGCAGUUCGGGCUUGGUGUUUGGGGAAGUCGAGAUAAAUUACGCUCCGUGCAUGAGGUUGCAAAUCGCGUGGGAAAUGUAUGGGUGGAACGCGGCGGGAAACUUCUACGCGAGGUGGAAACAAACCAAAUAUGGGUCGACCUGGAUCACACCGGUGUCAAAGCUGACCGGUGGAAUCGGAUCGGGAGAAAGCAUGGGAUUAUAUUGGACGGGAAAAGAAUCGUCUUUCACCAUCAGAUUAGCUCGGAUGCUAUCGCGCGACUUGAUAGUGUGUUCAGUGAAGUGCUGGGGGCCAGAGCUCGUCUCUAG
Penicillium riverlandense is the source of this 984-nucleotide messenger RNA. RefSeq lists its product as uncharacterized. Bases 1 to 984 code for a protein of 327 amino acids. Gene Ontology annotation, cellular component: cytosol. The transcript has a single exon. The record is from RefSeq and is a predicted model, not a curated record. Gene Ontology annotation, biological process: glycine biosynthetic process; L-threonine catabolic process. Gene Ontology annotation, molecular function: L-allo-threonine aldolase activity. NCBI's taxonomy places the organism in Eukaryota, Fungi, Ascomycota, Eurotiomycetes, Eurotiales, Aspergillaceae.